GAGGCCAAAUGGGAAUUUGUGAAGGAGAUCGAAGACAAGGUUGUAGCCGAGUGUUUCAAAGAAAACGCCGUUUUCUUCGAUUUGCACGAUCAAGCCGAAGAGUUCCAAGGAUCAGCCCCACAAAAAUUUGAAUGCUUUGCUGAUGUGCUUGGUGAUGUAUCGAAAGCCAACGGAUUAGGAGAAUUAUGGUCAAAGACUGAACCAGAAUUGCGUCAACAUAUCAACAAUUGGAAGAAAUGUCCAUAUGCUGGGAACCAAAUCCAAGUCCUUGCCUGCGUUGCGAGCGAAGCAGCUGCAACCCUUCAAUUGACAAAUGAUUACAUUAAACUGGCUAACGCUGAAAAACCACAGAUCAUGGAAGAAUUCGAAAGUCAAAUUCAACAACGCUGUUCCGGUCAAACAUAUGCCGAACUCAUGGCUGAAUUUGCCAGCGAAGGUGAAACCGACGGAAACCAGGGAAACGGAGUUGAAAAGGUGAAGUGCAUCACCGAAGCCAUUGGCGAUGCUGUCAAAGAGACUGACUUCAAUAAAAUUUGGGGAGAAUACAAAAAAGACUUGGAACAAUUGCACGAACGAGUCAAGGCCUGUAAAAAUUUACCAAGCAAAUGGGAAGCAGCAAAAUGCGUUGCCAAAGAAGUUGAACAAAGCCGCGAAAUUCUCCACAAAUUCCUCGCCAACUUGAAACAAGCCAAUCAAGAGACUUUCGAGCGAGUCAAGAAAUACAUCAAACAAAGAUGCUUCGCAUGAACUCGGCGCACAAAAGUGUCUAUAGAUUCAAAGCCAAACUCAUCAGAAAGUACGUAAAUGAAGUGCAUGCCCGCAAUGGAAGCAACCCAAUGGCUUUUAUUGUGCAAAAGAAACAGAUGAGAAAUAAAUCAAACUUGUUGAACUAAAA
Molecule: messenger RNA, 895 nt
Organism: Sitodiplosis mosellana (orange wheat blossom midge)
Lineage: Eukaryota; Metazoa; Arthropoda; Insecta; Diptera; Cecidomyiidae
Exons: 4
Source: RefSeq, a predicted model, not a curated record